This is a messenger RNA of Triticum aestivum (bread wheat), 1650 nucleotides long. RefSeq names its product polyubiquitin. The record is from RefSeq and is a predicted model, not a curated record. NCBI's taxonomy places the organism in Eukaryota, Viridiplantae, Streptophyta, Magnoliopsida, Poales, Poaceae. Bases 317 to 1462 code for a protein of 381 amino acids. Gene Ontology annotation, molecular function: protein binding. The transcript is spliced from 2 exons.
AAUGAAAACAGAAAACAGAAAAAGAGGCUGUGCCUGCCCCGCGAGGUAGACGACCGUCCUCUCUCGAACCCUCCCGCGCCCGUCGGAUACUUCGUGGGGAUCGCGUGGCGGAGACGAGCACCACACGUACGCGCCCAACGGACAGAACCGUCACGGCACGGGAUUCCUAAUCCUUCUCCACCCAGCAUAAAUAAAUACUGCCCCCCUCCCUCCAAUCCUCACCGCAGCUCCCAGGAACGGAACCAACGAAUCCCCAGCCAAUCUCGUCUCCGAUCGACCCCAGGCUCGUCGAAUCCUCCUCCCCCGCCGCCUCAAGAUGCAGAUCUUUGUGAAGACCCUCACCGGCAAGACCAUCACCCUCGAGGUUGAGAGCUCCGACACCAUCGACAACGUCAAGGCCAAGAUCCAGGACAAGGAGGGCAUUCCCCCGGACCAGCAGCGCCUUAUCUUUGCUGGCAAGCAGCUGGAGGAUGGCCGCACCCUUGCUGACUACAACAUCCAGAAGGAGUCCACCCUCCACCUUGUCCUGCGGCUGCGUGGUGGCAUGCAGAUCUUCGUCAAGACCCUCACUGGCAAGACCAUCACCCUUGAGGUUGAGAGCUCCGACACCAUUGACAACGUCAAGGCCAAGAUCCAGGACAAGGAGGGCAUUCCUCCGGACCAGCAGCGCCUCAUCUUUGCUGGCAAGCAGCUGGAGGAUGGUCGCACCCUCGCUGACUACAACAUCCAGAAGGAGUCCACCCUCCACCUUGUCCUGCGUCUGCGUGGUGGCAUGCAGAUCUUCGUGAAGACCCUCACCGGCAAGACCGUCACACUUGAGGUGGAGUCGUCUGACACCAUUGACAAUGUCAAGGCCAAGAUCCAGGACAAGGAGGGCAUUCCCCCGGACCAGCAGCGCCUUAUCUUUGCUGGCAAGCAGCUGGAGGAUGGCCGUACCCUUGCUGACUACAACAUCCAGAAGGAGUCCACCCUUCACCUUGUCCUCCGCCUUCGGGGAGGCAUGCAGAUCUUCGUCAAGACCCUCACCGGCAAGACCAUCACGCUUGAGGUGGAGUCUUCUGACACCAUCGACAACGUCAAGGCCAAGAUCCAGGACAAGGAGGGCAUUCCCCCGGACCAGCAGCGCCUUAUCUUCGCAGGCAAGCAGCUGGAGGAUGGCCGCACCCUCGCGGACUACAACAUCCAGAAGGAGUCCACCCUCCACCUUGUCCUGCGUCUGCGUGGUGGCAUGCAGAUCUUCGUGAAGACCCUCACCGGCAAGACCAUCACACUUGAGGUGGAGUCGUCUGACACCAUUGACAAUGUCAAGGCCAAGAUCCAGGACAAGGAGGGCAUUCCCCCGGACCAGCAGCGCCUGAUCUUCGCCGGCAAGCAGCUGGAGGAUGGCCGCACCCUUGCGGACUACAACAUUCAGAAGGAGUCCACCCUCCACCUUGUGCUCCGCCUCCGUGGUGGUCAGUAAUUGCCCUGGCGUUGGACCUGCUGGUUUAUGCUUGGUCGUUCGUUGUGUCCGUUUCAUUUGAACUGUUUCAUUGUUCGCAUCAGUCCUAUGUUGGUUUAAUGAACUAUCGAGUCACUGUUACGUGUUUGGUUUACGAAGUUGCUGGUACAGUAACAUCUAAGUAAUGAAUAAAUGAACUUUCGGGUAAA